Messenger RNA from Planococcus citri (citrus mealybug), 843 nucleotides. RefSeq names its product bifunctional lysine-specific demethylase and histidyl-hydroxylase NO66-like. The coding region runs from base 1 to 843 and encodes 280 amino acids. NCBI's taxonomy places the organism in Eukaryota, Metazoa, Arthropoda, Insecta, Hemiptera, Pseudococcidae. The transcript has a single exon. The record is from RefSeq and is a predicted model, not a curated record.
AUGAUUCCGAGUCAAAAAACUGAAGAAACCAAUCAGGCUUGCACACCAAGUGUUCAGCCUGAUGAAGAGCCUUCAUCAACAUCAUCUCGAUCUGGUCCUCAAACUCCAUACAUUUUCGAUGCAACUAUUUCGGAUAAAGAUGCUGCUGAACAAAUAGGCAAAAUGUUCGACGAUUCUGAACCAUUUGUGAUUCAUGAUUUAGACAAAAAAGAAGACCAUCCUGUUUUGAGAGCCCAUUUGGAAGCGCCUCCAAAACUUGAACGUUUCGACGAAAAAACAGAGGUAUUUGAUGAAAAAUUAGAUAAAUACGUCGAGUCAAAAGAAACAGAUCAAAAUUCUCCAAACUCACUUCAACCUGACCUACCAACCGAAUCUCUCGACGAAAGAAUUGACCGAUACCUCGAAUCAAAAUCAAAAAAUGAAAAAACCUCAUUCAAUGAAAAAUUAGAUCAAUGCCUUGAAGCUGCCGAAAAAUCAAAAAACCUUCCACCUUCUGAUGAAACUACUCCACCUAAAAUUGACCAAUCUACUCAAACUAUAAUUUCGGUUGAUAAAAAUUCAGAAACAGAAAGCUUAGAAUAUACUUCAGCUAACGAAAACACUGAGCAUUCUGAUGCUUCAACUUUGAUAGACGAUUCUGAAGAAAAUAUGGAAGUAGAAGAUCAAAAAGAUGACCAAAUUAUCGACGAAGAAACCAUUGAGAAAACCAUAUCCCAGAUUCAAGAAAAACCUCAAGAACAGGAAACGCAAGCUACAUCUGCGGCUCUAAAUUUGAUGACAACAGAGGUUCUUUCCGAAUCUGAAGAUGAAGUAGUUCCGUUUUCGGGAAACGACAUACACUAG